Messenger RNA from Bolinopsis microptera, 2115 nucleotides. Its product is annotated as tRNA-dihydrouridine(47) synthase [NAD(P)(+)]-like. The record is from RefSeq and is a predicted model, not a curated record. Lineage: Eukaryota; Metazoa; Ctenophora; Tentaculata; Lobata; Bolinopsidae. Gene Ontology annotation, biological process: tRNA processing. The transcript has a single exon. Gene Ontology annotation, molecular function: metal ion binding; flavin adenine dinucleotide binding; tRNA dihydrouridine synthase activity. The coding region runs from base 8 to 1840 and encodes 610 amino acids.
CCACAGAAUGAUUCGAGUUGGAGAAGCUCCUAUUAAACAAGAAUUCCUUACAGAAAAGCCUUCAAUUCCGGAAGCACCUGCCUCUGAUCCACGAGAUGCACAAAACAACCAACCUAAAAAGAGGAAGAAAGGAGGCCAGAACAAGAGGAGAAGAGCCUAUCAACAACCUGCAUCUCAGAUGUUAUGUCAGAAUCUGAUCAGGGACGCAGAGUGCCUCUUGAAGGAUAAAUGCAAGAGGAGUCAUGACAGGCAGGCUUUUUUAUCCAUGAAAGGGCCUGAUUUAGCUGAUGAGUGUGUUAACUUCAAACUGUACGGUCUUUGUAAUUAUGGUAUAGCUUGUCGUUAUGGUUCGGGUCACCUCGAUAAAGAUCUAAGAAAUAUAAUUGACGGGGACCUAAAUGAAAAGAUGAAAAUCUAUGAAGUAAAAAAGACCUUGCAGAAAGAGAUUCAAUCGAAUCUAAGGUCAAAACAAGUCUGGUUUAAAAGAUCGUACGAAUUUCUUGAAUCGAACGGUAACGAUCUUUCUACUGAGCUGGGAACCCAUCUAAAAAGAACUCUGUCGAAAAGGCCCAAAAUUGAUGUUUCUACCGUAGACUCAGAAAAUAAUAACAAAGACAAUGUAAUACAAACGAAUGGCAGCGCAGUUGAUACUGAAUCAAAGAACGGUUUUAAAGCUGAAGCUAAUUCGCAAAACAAAGACGAACCAAACCACAAGCUCACAUGUCAGAAUGUCUAUGAAAGAAUAAAAGAAGAUUAUUACUGCCUCCAAACAAGACCAAAAAAGACCUUAGACCUUCGUGGCAAGCUCUUUCUCUCUCCGCUUACAACCGUAGGUAAUCUUCCAUUCAGACGAAUCUGUAAGGAGUAUGGAGCUGAUAUAACCUGCGGGGAGAUGGCUUUGUGUGGGGACCUGGUUCAAGCUCAUGGUAGUGAGUGGGCGUUACUCAAACGACAUCACACGGAGGAUAUUUUCGGAGUACAGAUCUGUGGGAAUAAUCCCACUAUGACGUCUAAAGCGUGUGAGUUGAUCAACUCAGAGUGCGAUGUAGAUUUUAUAGACCUCAACGUGGGGUGUCCUAUAGAUAUGGUGUUUAACAGAGGAGCUGGGAGUGCUCUCAUGGAUCGUGCUACCAAAUUGGAACAGAUACUGACUGGCAUGGUUCACGUCUCUGACAUUCCUAUCUCUGUAAAAAUGCGGAUCGGCACCUCAGAAUCUAAACUCACUGGUAUUAGUUUGUGCGAGAGGCUAAAGAAAACAGGUAUCUCACACAUAACAAUCCACGGUCGGACACGACAGCAAAGGUACACAAAGAAAGCUGACUGGGAGUACAUCAACAAGUGCAAGGAGGCAGCUGACCCCAUCACUUUAGUCGGAAACGGGGACAUUCUCUCCUACGAGGAUUAUAACGAGAGUCAGAAGUUUACGGAUAGUGUGAUGAUAGGUAGGGGAGCAUUGAUUAAACCAUGGCUUUUCUCAGAAAUAAAGCAGCAGAAACACAUGGAUAUCUCUUCGUGUGAGCGGAUGGAGAUGUUAAAAAAGUUUACAAGAUACGGUUUGGAACACUGGGGGACUGACACUUCAGGGGUUGAGAAGACACGGAGAUUUAUGUUGGAAUGGAUGUCUUUCCUCUACCGGUACAUUCCAGUUGGGGUCCUGGAGGUGCUCCCACAGAAAAUCAACGAAAGACCGCCAUAUUAUCAUGGAAGAGAUGAAACAGAGACUCUGAUGUGCUCUGAUAACUGUCAAGAUUGGGUUAAAUUGACUGAAAUUUUGUUGGGGAAGGUUCCUGAUGAUUAUAAUUUUUUACCGAAACAUGCCGCUAAUUCAUAUAGCAAGUAACUUUUCACAGCGUUUUCCAUAAUUUAUUAUAUUGCACCAAUUUAGCUGGGGUUUUAAAUGUAAGUUAUUAAACGUGCUUUUCCUUGUAUGGUCUAUUUUUCACGAUUUUAACUGUUUUAUAACUUUUAUAAUAUCAUAUUUGACGUAACACCCGUGAUCCGUAUUUUGUUAUUCAAAUAUUUGUAAAUGUUUCACUGUGAGCUAUGGUAUUUUUGUGAAAACAGUAGUAUUAUCGUUCUCUAACGAAAUAAUAACGGUAAGUAUUACUGUGACUU